Gymnogyps californianus (California condor) is the source of this 1420-nucleotide messenger RNA. It is a transcript of the gene GABRA1, whose product is annotated as gamma-aminobutyric acid type A receptor subunit alpha1. Lineage: Eukaryota; Metazoa; Chordata; Aves; Accipitriformes; Cathartidae. Gene Ontology annotation, biological process: monoatomic ion transmembrane transport; gamma-aminobutyric acid signaling pathway; synaptic transmission, GABAergic. Gene Ontology annotation, molecular function: benzodiazepine receptor activity; GABA-gated chloride ion channel activity; inhibitory extracellular ligand-gated monoatomic ion channel activity. Bases 53 to 1420 code for a protein of 455 amino acids. The transcript is spliced from 10 exons. Gene Ontology annotation, cellular component: postsynapse; dendrite membrane; synapse. The record is from RefSeq and is a predicted model, not a curated record.
GUCAGCGGCGCCGCGGACCCGCGCCCGAGGGGCUCCCGUUUCAGAGCCCACCAUGAAGAGAAUCCUGGUGCUUUGUGACUGCGUCUGGGCCUGGAGCCUCCUUCUGAAUGCACUGACUGAAAGAAGCUAUGGACAAACCUCAUCACAAGAUGAACUUAAAGACAACACCACAGUAUUUACCAGAAUAUUGGAUCGUCUGCUGGAUGGUUAUGAUAACCGCUUGAGACCAGGACUGGGAGAGCGUGUAACUGAAGUGAAGACUGACAUCUUCGUCACCAGUUUUGGGCCUGUUUCAGACCAUGAUAUGGAAUACACUAUAGAUGUAUUCUUCCGCCAAAGCUGGAAAGAUGAGAGAUUAAAAUUCAAAGGACCUAUGACUGUUCUCCGGUUAAAUAAUUUAAUGGCCAGCAAAAUUUGGACACCUGAUACCUUUUUCCACAAUGGAAAGAAGUCAGUGGCUCAUAACAUGACGAUGCCAAAUAAACUGUUACGAAUUACAGAGGAUGGGACAUUGCUGUACACAAUGAGAUUGACUGUGAGAGCAGAAUGUCCAAUGCAUUUAGAAGACUUUCCUAUGGAUGCACAUGCUUGCCCCUUGAAAUUUGGAAGCUAUGCUUAUACCAGAGCAGAGGUCGUGUACGAAUGGACACGGGAACCAGCAAGGUCAGUGGUUGUGGCUGAAGACGGCUCUCGAUUGAACCAAUAUGAUCUGCUUGGACAAACGGUGGACUCUGGAAUUGUUCAGUCCAGUACAGGGGAAUAUGUUGUUAUGACUACACAUUUUCAUUUGAAGAGAAAGAUUGGUUACUUUGUCAUCCAGACUUAUCUGCCAUGCAUCAUGACAGUGAUACUGUCACAGGUGUCCUUCUGGCUUAAUAGAGAAUCUGUUCCAGCAAGAACUGUAUUUGGAGUGACAACUGUCCUGACAAUGACUACUCUGAGCAUCAGCGCAAGGAAUUCGCUCCCCAAGGUGGCCUAUGCCACUGCUAUGGAUUGGUUUAUAGCGGUGUGCUAUGCCUUUGUGUUUUCUGCACUCAUCGAAUUUGCAACAGUGAAUUACUUCACAAAGAGAGGCUAUGCAUGGGAUGGCAAAAGUGUCGUUCCUGAAAAGCCAAAGAAAGUGAAAGAUCCUCUCAUUAAGAAAAAUAACACGUACACAGCUGCAGCUACAAGCUACACCCCUAAUAUUGCAAGGGACCCUGGGCUGGCAACCAUUGCUAAAAGUGCAACGAUUGAGCCCAAAGAAGUUAAGCCAGAAACAAAACCUGCAGAACCCAAGAAAACUUUUAACAGCGUCAGUAAAAUUGAUCGACUAUCAAGAAUAGCCUUCCCAUUGCUUUUUGGAAUCUUUAACUUAGUCUAUUGGGCUACCUAUUUAAACCGAGAGCCCCAGUUAAAAGCUCCAACUCCACAUCAAUAA